This is a messenger RNA of Chiloscyllium plagiosum (whitespotted bambooshark), 2067 nucleotides long. The record is from RefSeq and is a predicted model, not a curated record. Lineage: Eukaryota; Metazoa; Chordata; Chondrichthyes; Orectolobiformes; Hemiscylliidae.
ACGUAACGUUCCGCUAGGGCGUGGCCAUUGAUUGGCGAAUGGGAGCGCAGUUGGUGAAUCACGUGCGUGGGGGCGUGACUAAAGGUCCGUUGAGCUGGUGGGGUGUGGUCAGUGUGCGCGGGAGACGGUCAUCUUUCAUGAAGACGAUGAUGGACGGCUCUUCAGUGUCUGACGCCGGGUGGGAGCGGGAUUUCCGGCCGACGCGUCGAGGUCGACGUUUCUCGCAGGGUCAAGAACCUAAAGAACCAGAGCAGUUACGCAAACUUUUCAUCGGUGGCUUGAGUUUUGAAACUAAUGAAGAGAGUUUAAAAGAGCAUUUUGAGCAAUGGGGGCAGUUAACAGAUUGUGUGGUUAUGAGAGAGCCACAAACAAAACGUUCAAGAGGAUUUGGGUUUGUGACUUACUCUUCUGUGUUGGAGGUGGAUGCUGCAAUGUCUGCACGGCCACACAAAGUUGAUGGUCGUGUUGUAGAACCAAAAAGAGCAGUGUCAAGAGAGGAUUCUACAAAACCUGGUGCCCAUUUGACAGUGAAAAAAAUAUUUGUUGGGGGUAUCAAAGAAGAUACUGAGGAAUAUCAUCUGAGAGAUUAUUUUGAGAAGUAUGGCAAGAUUGAAAAUAUUGAAGUUAUGACCGAUCGUGGAAGUGGGAAAAAACGAGGGUUUGCCUUUGUCACAUUUGAUGAUCAUGACUCUGUUGACAAAAUUGUUGUUCAAAAAUAUCACACUGUGAACGGACACAACUGUGAAGUGAGAAAAGCGCUUUCACGACAGGAGAUGCAGGGGAUUGGAUCAGGCCAAAGAGGACGUGGUAGUUCUGGAGGUGGCAAUAACCCUGGUCAUUUCAUGGGCCGUGGUGGUGGUAAUUUUGGAGGUGGAAAUGGGGGAGGCAAUUUUAACCGUGGAGGAAAUUUCAGUGGAAGAGGAAUGGGAAAUUUUGGAGGUGGUCGUGAUGAUUAUGGAGGGAGUGGUGGUGGUGGUGGCGGCUAUAAUGGGUUUGGUGAUGGUGGCAAUUUUGGAGGUGGCCAAGGUUACUGUGGUAGAGGAGGAGGAGGAGGAUAUGGCGGUGGUGGCCCAGGUUUUGGCAACCAAGGUGGUGGUGGAGGUGGAGGAGGAUAUGGUGGUGGUGGUGGCGGCUACGACAACUAUAAUGAAGGUGGAAACUUUGGAGGGCAUUUUGGUGGUGGCGGUGGCAGUGGGAACUACAAUGAUUUUGGAAACUAUCCUAACCAAUCUUCAAACUAUGGACCCAUGAAGAAUAGCAAUUAUGGUCGAAACUCUUGUCCUUAUGGUGGUGGUUAUGGAUCUGGUGGUGGUGGUGGUGGUGGUGGAAGCGGUGGAGGUAGUGGUGGUUAUGGUAGAAGAUACUGAGCACGUUUGCUGAAAGAUUGAAUAAGAAGUCGUCUUCCAUUUUUACUGUGGCAAGUUGCAUACUACGUUAAUGCUCAAUUUCUGGAAUGGUAAGAUUGAGAAAGAUGUAUGCAUCAUAACUUGAAAUUUUUUCCCAUAAUUGUAAGUUCAAGGUAUCAGUUUUGUUCAAUUAUGCAGAAUAAUGAUAGUGUUAAUGCAUCAUUUAUAACAAAAUGGUGAUUUUCCAUUGGCUGUAGUUCUCAUUUCAGACAGGCUCCUAAGAGAGCCAUGACAUGGUAAUCCUGUUCUACUUCCACUCAACAUGUGAAACCAUGGCAUUUGAGGUUGACUGUCACACCAUAAAUAAGGAGUGGGAGCAAAGACAAGAUCUUCUGUUAGCAGUAACUGUCUGCUAAGGGUUCAGUUCAUUGUUUUUUAUUCCCUGAAUUUUAACUUUUUUAUUGCUACAGUGAUUUUGUUUUGUUGAGAGUUUAUUAAAGAUUUUUAUGUAACUGGCCUUUGUUUAUCCCACUGCAAAGUAUUCAGGCUUUCACGAUGUAGUGUUAAACUUCAAUUCCAGAAUUAUUUAAUGAAUUUGUUCAUGUGUAUGAACUAAAAUGUUACUAAAUUCAGCUGUGCACUUAUUUAAGAUAGUCUAGGAAGUAAUUAAAACAUCUUCUUUGAUUUUAGUUAUAAAAUUCAUUAAAUAAUUGCUUUCUUA